AAUGGAAAUUUAGUAUCGCGCAAUGUCGGACAGUAAUGUUGGUACCGUUGUUCUCUAUAGUUCUUGUUUGAAUUCUCAUAUGGCGGUAUAAAGUCGUGAAUUUAUAAUUCAGUAUUGUGACUUAUUAUAAAUAUAUGUCGAAGAUCUUUAAUUAUUUUUGAAUUAAAAUUGCUCGGUACUCUCACUCGUCGUUUACAUUUAAUUUUAUUUAAUUUAUAUGGUGCCUCAUUAUUAUGAAUUACAAUGUCUGAAGAUAAUAAAUUAUUUGCAAAACCUAGAGUGAGAUUUAGUCAGACAAUUAAUGCUAAGGAAAAUUCAAAAGAUUUAUCGGAUAAGGGAGAUAAAAUUUUACCCGCAAUCAUAGAUAUUGUACCUGUCAAGAUACCUGUUAAAGUUCUAAGUUUAGAAAAUAAGGUGGAUAAUCUAAUCGCAACAAGUACUCAUUAUAAUGACGAUACAAUAUCGAAAGAAUCGAUAAUUUCAUGCAACGGUGUACAGACAUCGUCUCAGAAAGAAAAUGAUCGUUUCUUACAGGAUCGAUCAAUCCAUAAGACAGAUGAUAAAGAAUCUUUAACCGAUGUACAUGAUAAAGUAAAUCUAAAAGCUAAUAAUACAGAACGGACUUCUUGUAAAAGAUCGUCACAAGAGGAUGUUCCUGGUAUACCUUGCUCAACAUUUCCAGCAGCUAAAAAUAAUAAGGAUCAUUGUAAAAUUCUUAAACCUAAAAACAGUACAACAAUAAAUAUUUCUAAGCAGUCUGCAAAGAAUAGUCUUGACAAGGGAAAAGAAAAUAAGAAUUCGUAUAAAAAAAAAUUACCACAGUUAAGUAAAGAUAAAGUCGUAAAACCUUUGUGUUCAACAGCGACAACUCAAAUAAAAAAGAAAACAGAUACUACCAAAGUCAAUAUGCAAAAGUCAAAUGUUACAAAACAUAAUACUAAAAGUAUAAAUAAACCUUACACCUUGGGUAUUGAGAAACAAAUUAAAAAAACCCCUACAUCUACUAAAACUUCACAAAAGAAUUUAAGUAUAAAAUCCAGUACAAUAAAUGUUAUGCCAUGUUAUAAGUAUAAUAAAAAUUUGACAAAAAGUAAAAGCUCCCCUGUUAAAAAAUCCGUAGUACGCGAUAUUGUAGUACCUAAUGCAAAAGCUUAUGUAGAACCAGGUAUACCAAAGCAGAAACAAAUUGAUUUGAAUGUAUGUCGAAUAAAUAAAAGUACAAAUGCAAGACCAAAUAUUACUUCCAGCGAUAAAUUAUUAUAUCCAGAAUAUAAUUCAAUCAUGUGCACUGUUACCAAGUUGGAUGAAGUUAAGAAAGAGAAAAUAGUAACAGAUGUUGAACAUUUACCUGCCAUAUAUAAAGAUCUAGUCAAUGGAAAGAUUUCAAGUGCAUUAGAUUUUCCUAUGAACGAAGCUAUUUAUAAAAAUUUAGUAGAUUUGUCUAUUGACGAGAAACAAUUUCCAAGUAAAAUAAUGCGAAGUAAAGAUCCACAACCAAGGCAAAGGGAUCUUGUACCAAAAUUAUCAGAUUUUUUUGUCCCAGAAUUUGUUGAUGAAUAUUAUACUCCGAUGUUUGUGAAAUCAAAAAAUUCUGACCUUAUAGAAAAUUGGAAUGCUUUUCGAAUUAGUGAUAAAAUAUGUGAGUGGAAGGAUAGCAUGGAUAAUUAAUCAUGAGAAUCAAGUUUUUAUAAAGAAAUACACAUAUAUCAAGAAUAAUAUUCUGGUACUUAGUUUUUUUCCAGUAGAAUAAUUUAUAGCAUUUAAAUAAGCAAUCAUUAUUUUAUAUGCAAUGUAUGAUAAUUUUUAUAUUUUUUACUUUGACAUUUAGAUUAAGCAGCACCUAUUUUGGGUACAGAUAAAUAAUUUUGCUAAAUAAAAUAUAUAUUUUAAUAAUAAUUAUUUUCUAAGUCAUAUACAUAAAUAUUAUAUGGCGCAUGUAUGUGUAUGUGUUUGUAUCUAUAAAUGUAUACUAGAGUAAAAAAGUUUAUAUUUCGAUAUAUAUAUAUACAGUGAAAUAAUAUUAAUGCAUAUAAGUAUAAUUCAUGCAUGAUAAUAGAUCAUUGUAUCCAUUUAAUUGCUACAUUCUCAAACGAAAUGUGAGUAUGGAUAUUUGAAUAUUUUUCGAUAUUUAAAUAUUACAUUUAAAAUUAUAAUUAAAAAUUGCCUUUACGAUUAA
Messenger RNA from Vespula pensylvanica (western yellowjacket), 2176 nucleotides. RefSeq lists its product as uncharacterized. The record is from RefSeq and is a predicted model, not a curated record. The coding region runs from base 244 to 1668 and encodes 474 amino acids. Lineage: Eukaryota; Metazoa; Arthropoda; Insecta; Hymenoptera; Vespidae. The transcript is spliced from 2 exons.